CAGCUGCUAUUUGCUGUGCGCUUUUAGUCCCCAAUAAUUUCACCAAGUCUUGGCAAGGAAAAUUCAUCUCUCCCGUAAAAUACAAGUGAAAUUAAUGGGGUAUUAAGGUCGGAAUAUCUCUUGCAAGUGUCUGAUCAGUGAACGCUCACACUCUACUCCUGCCCAGAUCAUCAUGGCUCUCAAUAUCGCACUGCCUCUGUCCGUGGACGAGUUCAUGGAUCAGCUGGACAUUCUCUCCUCCACCAUGUCGCCGGUGGCGGCCAACAUGGGGGGAAUGGAUUGCAGAGAUCGAGACCAGAUGAAGCUGCUCAUUUCGCCCAUAUCGAGUGAAUCGAGUGGAGUGAGUUCAAUGGGAUCUGAUGAAAUCAAGAAAUCUCCAGAGAAACAUACGUACCAAGACUGCAAAAUAAUGUACGGAGGACGCAAUAUAAUUGACAUGGGCUCAAAUUUGACGAAUGGAUCAUUUAAGAUUCGUUACACCGAGUUGCCUGAAAAUAACUUUUCGAUGUUCCUCAUGAAUCGCUCUCAGUACCACCGUUUGGGCGCUCAUGGGUGGAUUCAAGAGUACACAUUAAUACGCUGCAGUUGCUGCGGCCUCAUGAUACCUGAUCAACCAGAACUCGUGCCAACUCCUGGACCAAAUUCAAUCUGUCGCGCCAUAAUUGCCGCCCAAGCUAAGAUAACGGGCAGUAACACACCCAAUAAUACCAUUAAUGUCAACAACAACGAUUCACGCAUUUACUACGCCAGCAACAACAACAAUAACAACAACAACGGCAGUGCAAUGUCGAACGGACACAACGCCAUCAUUCGCAAUGGCUACUCGUAUCGGCCAAUGUAUGCCCAGAGUGCCAACAACAGCAUCAAGAACUACGGCUACAACUGCCAGGCAAUCAUCUGAGCGACAGGAAGCAGGACGAGAGAAGGUCUGUUAACCCCUUUAAUAUUAAGACACACAGCGAAGGGAGAUGAGCAGAAUUGACUGAUUAGCCGUGGAUGGGAAAGACGCGUGAUUUGACAGGGAGGCUUUUGUGCGUUGAAGCGCAGAACGAAUUUGAUAUGUCUCAAGAAAGUCCUUUUCUCCCCCCUCCAUUUCGUUCUUCCUCUCAUUCAUUAUUCUGUUUUUUUUUACUCAAACUUUUGUGUGGGCAGGAAGACAAGUUGUGACAAAAUCCUUAUAGAUUUAUAUAUUUAGCCAAUUGUGCGCUGUUCAAAUUGUACUUUCUCACUUCCCCUCGUCCCAACCCCCCAUUUGAUUAGGGGGAGGGAUGGAGGAAGAAGCUUGAUAGAAGAGAAACCCCACACAAAAAUAAACACGCACUUGAAAGCAUCUCCAAACGCACACACAGAGUGCCACCUGUUACUCGGGUAAUAUUUUUGUUACGUUGCAAAAGAUUAAAGUAAUUUAACUAUUAUUUAAUUAUUAUUAUCGAUUGAUUGCCUUCACCACCUCCGUUGUGCUUAUACUGUGUUCCUAUUAGAUAAUAUUUAUUGUAUUUUUAAUCUAACCUCAGAUGCUCAGUUGCGUCUCUUGCGUCAAUUGCACAUUAUUAUUAUUAUAAUUUUGGGCUGUUACGGUUGGAGAAGUAAAAAAAAAUACAAACAUUGCAUCCCCAAUUGUAAUAGUAAAUUAAGAGAGAGAAUAUUGUCAUUUUGUUUGUGGACACCUUCUAAAUAAUUGUGUUGAUAUUACAAUCAGAAAGUGAGCAGAAAAAGAGAAACAAAUAUUUUAGUGAGACAUUGUUCUGAUUAAAGGUUUCACACAGACAUUAAAUAAAUGAUAGUAGUUUUAAGGAAAAAAGUGAAAAAUUGCAAAAUCAACAAGACACAAGAGCAGAUGUUAUUUUAAUUAUUGUAAUUGUACAGAGAGAGAAAAAAUGCAAGAAUUAUAAAGUUCAGGUAUUGAGAAAAAGAACAAUCAUGGUCAUAAGCUCUUAAACUACAACUCAAAUAAACUAUAAAAACCACUUUUACACCAAAAAUUUCACCUUAUUAUUAUUGUUUUUGUCUAACCAUUCGAGCGUAAGACGGUUAGAAGGGAUUUGAUGAAAUAUGCAAAAGGGAUUUAGAGAGAAUACUUUUAAAAAAGAAGACCUACUUCAUGGAUACUCGAAAUACAAUCACGCUUACAAUUGUUUUUAUUCAUUGAUUUAUAUUUUUAUUUGUAGACGUUAAAACAAACAUAAUUCCCAUCUUUUAUUUGUAGUUAUAAUGUUUAGUCAAUUAUGUAUAUAUACAAAAAGAAGAAAAUGUUCAUUCGCAUGCCUACACAAGACACAGAGAGAAGAGAAGAAAUUGAACGAUUGAUAAAGUGAGAAAUUAUCUCUGAAAUUCUAUCGGAAAGUAUUUUGAUGUGGGGAAAAGUUGUAAGAGAAGCAGAAAUAUCAAUUUGACUAUUGUGAAGAUGAUUAUAUUAUUAGACGUGUAAGGAGACAAAACGUGGCAAUUUUACUAUAUGAUAAUAUACAGUUAUUCUAAAGAGAGAGAGAGAGAGAGAAAAAGCGGAAGAUAUAAGAUUUAAAGAUAAUCCAAACUUGUUGUGAAAUUUGUGCUUAUAGUUUAAUUAUGAUAUAACAUUUUACAAAAUAGUACGAUAGCAAUGAGUGAAAAUUUAUCUUUUAAGAUAAGAACCAUACAGUUUUAAAGUAAAAUUAAUGAAAAAAUAGGGAAAGAGCGGAAAAGAGAGUCUAAAAAGGGAAAAAAAAACCAUGUGAAAGAUUUUUUGAAACUAAUGCUUCCGUCAAAACUAUGCAUAAUCAGAGAUUGAUGAGAGAUAUUUGGAUCAAAAGAGUCUAUUUUGUUGAUAAAUUGAAUAUUUUUAUCACUUUCUGUGUGCAUUAAGAAUUCGAAGAGAAAGCUAAAACAAAUGGGUUAACCAAAUGACAUGAAUAUUCUUAUGAUUAUGAUGGUGAAAAUGGAGAAAUUCUAUGUGAAAAAAAAAUAUUUUUCUGUUGAGCAUUACACAUGGCAAUGUUUGCUUAUGCUGUUGUUUUUCAAAAUGUUUAGAAAGAAAGAGAGAGAAAAAAACCACCAACGCAUUGAAGAGCUUAAUUUAAUCACAAUAGUGAAGGAUAAGAAAUUACUUUUAAUUGCCAAUGUUUUCUUAUAUUUGUUAGUCAUUUAAACGAGUGUGUUUAUCAAUGAUGUGUUAACCUUAAGAGAUUGCAUAAAAUCUAUUCAUAAUAGAAGUGAAGGAGUUUCACGGAAAUCAUGUGUGUGAAUAGAGAAAAAGCAAUGAUCACAAGAGAAGGUGAAUAUCAAUUGAUAUUAAUAGCGCUUUAAACACUGACGAUGUAUCGACUAUUUAAUAUCUGAAGGGAAAAACAACAAUAUUUGUGUAAUGUAAUAUCAUAGUUUAAGUGAAGAGUGUAGAAUAAGUGAAUGUAGUUGGUAAUAUAUAUUUCUUGUGGAGAAGAACCACUCCAGCUAAGUGGAGAAAAACAGACCCAAACCAAGGCCCUACAAUUAGAGGAAAAUAACGAGGGAGGGAAAAUGAGGAAAGUGGAAAAACACGAAGCAAAGAUAAAUCUAGCAAUAGGUCACUCAUUUCCGUCUUUUUUUUUACUAACUUCACCCACAAACACACAAAACCUCGAAGUUAUAAUCUAAGCUGUUUUACACGAAUUUCUUCCACUUUUUUUUGUCUUGUUAAUGUUCCAAUGCCAGAAACAUAAUAACCAUAGUUCAUAGUUUUUCUUUCUUCUCUCCGUAUAGACGGAACAAGAGAGGAAGAAAAGAUGAUUCUAGAAUUUUAAUGAAGAUUUAUUAUGAAGAUGAAAGUUGCAAGAGAAGAAAAAAACUCUUUGAAAUCGUCCAAAAAAAAUUGUGUAUAAGUAACAUUUGCAGAGAAAAAAGAAACAUUAGUGAUUCCUUUGAUGUUUUCCAGAUACAACAAAAAAAAUAUGAGAUUUCUGUCGUGUAUUUAUACGUGAAAAAAAAUAGUUAAUAAUUGGGAUUUUUGAUGAAUAUGUCAAGUAAAAUUGAAAGAUUUCUUUUUUCUAUUCAUUGUAUGUUGCAUAAAAUAGUACAAACGUGUGCCUUAAUUUGUAAAAGUGAGAAUUAUUGAGUGCGCGAGUUCUUUAUUGAAGCAUCGCGCAGGAACAAUUGGAAAGAAAUUGUCGAAAAAGCAAAAUUUUAUAGAGAGAAAAUACAUGCAUAAGUAGAUUUUCUCUAUAGUUAAUCAUGAAUAGUCACAUUUUUUUUUCUUCUGGCAAAAUAUUUAAGCAGAUUUAUAUAUGCAUUAAAGGGAGGAUUAAAGAAAAGAACCAAUAGAUGAUAUGACUAAGAAAAUGAAGCUCUACUAAAGCAGAUAAUUUCAACAAUCGAAAAGAAAAGCAUAAACUAUGAAAUAAUUAUUGAUUCAACUAUCUCAAUAGCAGCAGUAUGAUGGAACUAUUUAAUCGUCUUGAAUGAAAUAUGAAAUCUAUGUAUUUUAAGUAUAUAAAUUUGAGACUGUUUUUUCCAAUGUGAUAAAUUACUGUAAUGUAAUAAAUAUUUUUGAAAAAU
Messenger RNA from Phlebotomus argentipes, 4506 nucleotides. RefSeq lists its product as uncharacterized. The transcript is spliced from 3 exons. Bases 173 to 901 code for a protein of 242 amino acids. Lineage: Eukaryota; Metazoa; Arthropoda; Insecta; Diptera; Psychodidae. The record is from RefSeq and is a predicted model, not a curated record.